This is a messenger RNA of Orbilia oligospora ATCC 24927, 894 nucleotides long. RefSeq lists its product as uncharacterized. The transcript is spliced from 7 exons. The record is from RefSeq and is a predicted model, not a curated record. Bases 1 to 894 code for a protein of 297 amino acids. NCBI's taxonomy places the organism in Eukaryota, Fungi, Ascomycota, Orbiliomycetes, Orbiliales, Orbiliaceae.
AUGGACCGCUUCAGAGAGCUAGUCUCGAAGCUCAACGUCGGGGAUUUAAGCCGAACAAGAGAUCCUAGCCCACAACCUCCAGCUCCAGAACGAGUGGAUGAACUUGAGAAAAUAAUCGAACAGCUUCCUGCCACCAAGGCUUUUGUUGAAAGUCUUCCUCAUCAUAAAGUAUCCAAAAAAGCUGCCGAAAACGAUAAGAAGGCAGUCGAAGCUACUCAAUUGCUCCACCGAGUUGACGGCCUUAUUCAAUCCCAUGUUACAGCAGCCCAUGAUUUUCGGAAGUACGUGGAAGAGAUAUCGAAUGUGAAGGCACAGAUUACCCUCGCAAGAGAGCAAGCUUACUCACUCCACCAACAACUUAUCGAAAUCGACCGUGAACUCGGUCAAGCCGAAGCAGCCGUUUCAAAUGUUGAGCUAGAUAGGCUUCAACAAACCGAAGAUGCUGUUUUUGAGAAUUAUGCGAAAGCGAGAAGGGCGGAAGUAAACCGAAAAAAAGAAGAGUAUGCCGAAAAGCUGAUGUCAUUUCAACGGGAUCGAUACGCAGUAUCUCGAGACUUCGAACGUCCGAGGACGAGUUCACGGCCUACUAUACUUUCGAGGGGUCCAUCGCGGCCUACUACGUCUCAGAGUUCGCAAACGGCGGUCGGGGUAGAAAUCCAAUUGGACGAAGGGGCACAUUCGAAUGGACUAGACGACUUUCUUGGGUCAGAAGAGACGACUAUAAGGGAACCCGAUACGAGCAGUCUUAAGUCUGUAGAACGGCCUGAGAGGAAGGAAGUUAAGACGAAGCCGAAGAAAUCAGCACGGAUAACUCGGCCGGGAAUGAUACCAACGAAGGCAGCACCGGCAAGAGCUAAGAUCGAUAUUAUGGCCGACGAGGACUUUUUUGAUUGA